This is a messenger RNA of Medioppia subpectinata, 396 nucleotides long. Lineage: Eukaryota; Metazoa; Arthropoda; Arachnida; Sarcoptiformes; Oppiidae. The record is from the annotation of a GenBank genome assembly.
AUCAAAACCAAAACAAAAACAUUUAAUUUUUUGGUUAACUUUUGGUUUAAUUUGAAACCAAUUUAAAACACAAUUAACACAACAUUACGAUUAUCUCCCGCUUUGGGAUCAACUGAAGUGAUGUCUCCGUCCGGAAACGGGCCCACCAUUACUGCCAACGAAAGCAGUCACAGCUUUCAUGUCUUCGGCGACAGCGGAUCCACUCUCGAGAAUUCAAUUGAAUUUCUCAACAAAAGCCGUCAAUCGGUUCGUAAGGAUAAGGUGUGUGUCGUGUCUGUCAUCGGGAAGUCCUGUCUAUCGGCCCACAACUCGAAGGCCUCACUCAUCGACCAAUCGAUCGGCAAAAAUGUCUUUCGCGGCCUUUUCUGCCAAAUGAAGACCAUAUUUGAAGAAACG